AUGUCGUUGCCGCCACCUCCAGGUCUCAAGCAACCUGCUUCUCUCCCACCGCGCCCACCACCAUCUUCUUCCCAAAAGUCCUCCUCAUUCAAACCAGCCUACUCGUCUGCGCCUUCGUAUUCAUCUCCCGGCACCAGUUUCGGUCCAGCUGCCAGCCAUGGCCCAAAGCCAGCAGCCUCACGACCUCCCUCAACCGGUUACAGUGCCUUUACAGCGUUUGCACCUCGCACGGUAGCCUCUUCCAACCAGCCAUAUCGUACUAGCAGUCCCGUUGUUUCGGCUCCUUCGCAACCGUCCACGAGCUACGAAAGUUCGGCCUCUAGCUAUCCAUCGUCAUAUCAAAAUGAGCAACAGUCGUACCAAGGCGGUGCGUCUUAUUAUGGUGAGAGCAACUAUGGCGCUUCAUCAGUUCCUCAAAUAGCGAAUCCUUUUCCACUCCCGGGGCAAGAACGAAAAGGCUACGGGCGUGAUAGUGGAGUGGAUCCCGAAACGGAAGCGCAAAUCGCGCAAUGGCAGAGUGCCUACGUGGGCAGAGAAGGUGACCCAGCUUUACAGGCAAAAGCACCCGGACGACCUGGCGCACCUGCUGCAGGCCCCAACUCGGGUCCACCGUCAUAUAACGCAUCUGCAUCUUCGACACCAACUCCGGCACCCGGCAAGGAGCCUGGAUCGAAAACAGUAUUUAGAUCUGGUGGAGGUCAAAAUUGGACUGACAGCACACUUCUCGAAUGGGACCCGGCCCACUUUCGACUUUUUGUUGGUAAUCUUGCAGGCGAGGUUACGGACGACUCCCUGAGAAAAGCUUUUGCCAAAUAUACGUCUAUUCAAAAAGCGCGCGUGAUUCGCGACAAGCGGACGGAAAAGAGCAAAGGGUACGGAUUCGUCAGCUUCAGCGAUGGCGACGAUUAUUUCAAAGCAGCUCGAGAAAUGCAGGGCAAAUAUAUCGGCUCGCAUCCGGUCCUUUUGAGACGGGCCAUGACCGAAGUUCGACCAGCAUCAUCUGAUGCGAGAAACAAAAAGGGUAAGAAGGGCGGGAAUGGCGGCAAAGGUGGUGGCUAUUCUUCUGGGGCAGGAGGAGGGAAGCCCAAGGGUGACGGAGUGAAAAAACAGGGAUAUACCAAGGGUGGCCUGAAAAUUCUGGGUUGA
Messenger RNA from Talaromyces rugulosus, 1146 nucleotides. RefSeq lists its product as uncharacterized. Gene Ontology annotation, molecular function: mRNA binding. The transcript has a single exon. The record is from RefSeq and is a predicted model, not a curated record. The coding region runs from base 1 to 1146 and encodes 381 amino acids. NCBI's taxonomy places the organism in Eukaryota, Fungi, Ascomycota, Eurotiomycetes, Eurotiales, Trichocomaceae.